Molecule: messenger RNA, 1392 nt
Organism: Ananas comosus (pineapple)
Lineage: Eukaryota; Viridiplantae; Streptophyta; Magnoliopsida; Poales; Bromeliaceae
Exons: 3
Biological process (GO): ubiquitin-dependent protein catabolic process; protein ubiquitination
Cellular component (GO): cullin-RING ubiquitin ligase complex; nucleus
Molecular function (GO): ubiquitin protein ligase activity; zinc ion binding; cullin family protein binding
Source: RefSeq, a predicted model, not a curated record
CUGCUGCUCUCUCUCUCUCCGAGCUCUUCAUCUCAUCCAUGGCGGCGAUGGGCGCCGACAUCAACACGGCAACCCCGGGCGAAGGUGGCGGGGCCUUCGUCGUCCUCCUCCUCGCCGAAGAACCCGAAGCGCUUUGAGAUCGAGAAGUGGAACGCCGUCGCUCUCCGGGCCUGGGGUACAAAACCUAAUCCCCACUCCCCCUUAGAUGCUUUAGCUGUUAGCUCCAUGAUCUAUGAAGAUAUCGUCGUGGACGGUUGCGCUAUAUGCCGUAGCCACAUCAUGGAUCUCUGUGAGCUUGAUUUGCGACAAACACGUGUAUGUAAUCAUGCCUUUCACUUUCACUGCAUUAGUCAGUGGCUCAAGAAUCGGCAAGUGUGCCCUUUGGGUAUAUAUUUCUCACCUCUGAUUAACUUAGGGGCCAAAAGGGAUUUAAAAAAAAAAUGUAUCCCUCAUUUAGGAAGCAUGCUAUCCCUCACUUUAUCCGUAGUUAUCCCCAUAAUUAUAUUAAUUAUCCUCUAUCACUAAUAUUUGAGGGACAUUCGUUUCACCGAUUUGUAAUAUUUAAGGAGUCCUACACAUGUUUUUAUUUAAGAAACUCAAAUUGUCACCAUUCAAUUCAAGUUGGGAAGAUGUAAGAGAUUUUGGUGGAGUGGUGGAAUCAUCCUAGGUUUCCAACUAGUGGGCAUAUUACAAUACCAUGAGUGAGGGGUUUUGUCAUUCCCAUAGCUGAUAGAAAUGUGUAUUCCAUCAACAAGAAUAUACAGAGUCCCUUGCUCCCUCCAGACCCAAGUGCCAUGGGAACAAUUUCAGCAAUCCACAUAUAAAUUGUAUGGCAUUCCGAAAUGUUACAUUUUUUGAAACUAUCGACCCCUUAUUUAUUAAAUGCAUAAAUAGUGCCUAUAUUUCCAUGACAUUGCAACUUUGUCUGUCAAAUUUUCACUUGAACAUUUUAGUCCUUGAAUUUUCAAAAAUUUUGCGAUUGCAUCCUGCUCUCAGUCUGCCAUCCAACAUCCAUCAAGUCAUGUGCUUUGCACUGUUCCCGCUCCAUGAAAUGAUUUUACCUCCAACUUUAUUUUGGUACGGGGUUGAAACGCUCAUUUCAAUGUGCUUGUGCAUAGAGAAUGUGACUUGACGAAUGUUGAUUUGCAGACACGGCCGUGGAUGCAUUUGCAAAAUGUAGAUAAGUUCAGGGACAAAAAUGUUUGAUUGAAAGAGUUCAGUUAGUAAGUUUUGUAUUUAUCUCCAUGAUCAUCACAUGUUGGGAUUAUCUAAAAACAAACUUAACAUUGACUUCAUUCCGAGUCGUCAUUGUUGGUCGGAUGAACUGGGGAGAAAAUAUUAUGCGCAAACAAACCCUCAAAUAUUGUGUGUUUCAGCUGAUAUUUGUUGUAU